AUGGAUACGAAGAAUGGGACGAAAGGAGUGGACGUCGAGACGACUGCGAAGAAGACACACAAGUAUGACAUCAACGACGAGACGGUGGCAGACAUUAAGCAGGCGUUCAAACAGUUUGAUGCCGAAGACAAGGGACUCAUUGCCGCCAAAGACGUGAAGUUUGCGGUCAGAGGUCUCGGCUUUGAGCCCAAGAAGGAAGAGAUCAAUAAACUGGUGGAACAGAUGGACCGAAACAAGAGUGGCCUCAUAUGCUAUGAGGACUUCCUGUCAGUUAUGGCCAAACGGUUCGCAGAGAAGGACACAAACGAUGAGAUAAUGAAAGCGUUUCAGUUGUUUGAUGUGAACAAAAGCGGAACCAUUUGUUUCGAGAACUUGAAAACUGUGGCCAAAGAAUUGGGCGAAACGCUAACCGACGAGGAAUUGCGGGAAAUGAUAGUCGAGGCCGACAGGGAUGGCGAUGGACUCGUCUCCUCACAAGAGUUCUUCCGUAUUAUGAAGAAGACAUGUCUCUAUUGA
Molecule: messenger RNA, 516 nt
Organism: Medioppia subpectinata
Lineage: Eukaryota; Metazoa; Arthropoda; Arachnida; Sarcoptiformes; Oppiidae
Source: the annotation of a GenBank genome assembly